UGUGUCUCAGCUUGAUGUGAUGAUAACUCAGACUUCUUAGCGUCACGUUUCAGCGUGGAGUUUUUUUCUGACAGAUGAAAAUGUUAAUAGAAAAUUCUCUUCUGAGUGCUUCAUGAGAAAAGUUUCUAACAGACUGGACUAUAAAAAAAGAAUACAACUCCUCCAAAGAGCUGACAGUCAUUUGUAUGGACAUGGAUUUAUUUCAGCUACCAGACAGAAUCCUAGACAAAUCUGCUGUGAGAGACAAACAGGAGGAGGACUCUGCAGCCGUCAGAGACCGAAAACAGACACCUGCUGACUUCAGCAGCAUCUUCAGCAAAGAUUUGCUCCCAGCUUCAGGCAGUGAGGAGAUGACCAGAGGAUUUCUGCAGGAGCUGGUUAACAUCCUGCUGGGCUACAUCUGCAGGUCGAGUCAGAGGAGCUCCAAGGUCCUGGACUUUCACCAUCCUCACCAGCUGAUGGAGGGACUGGAGGGCUUCAGUCUGAACCUGCCCGACCAACCAGAGACUCUGGAGCAGAUACUGGUGGACUGCAGAGACACACUCAAAUAUGGCGUCAGUACAGGCCAUCCCCGUUUCUUCAACCAGCUGUCUUCAGGUCUGGAUGUGAUUGGUUUGGCUGGAGAGUGGUUGACCUCUACAGCCAACACUAACAUGUUUACAUAUGAAGUGUCUCCUGUCUUCAUCCUCAUGGAGGAGAUUCUGCUGAAGAAGAUGCAAAGCAUUGUGGGAUGGUCUGACGAUGAGGGAGACGGGAUCUUCUGCCCAGGAGGAACGAUAUCCAACCUGUACAGCAUCCUGGUGGCCAGAUAUCACUUCUACCCCGAGGUGAAGAGCAGAGGGAUGGGAGCUGUGCCUCAGCUGGCCCUCUUCACCUCAGAACACAGUCACUAUUCAGUGAAGAAAUCUGCGGCCGUGCUGGGGAUGGGCAGUGAGAAUGUGUUCAUGGUCCGCUGUGAUGAAAGAGGGAAAAUGAUUCCCGCCGAACUGGAGUCUUCAAUAGUAACAGCUGAGAAAAAGGGUCUGGUUCCUUUCUAUGUGAAUGCUACAGCGGGCACCACGGUGUACGGAGCCUUCGACCCUCUCGAUGACAUCGCUGACAUCUGCCACAGACACACACUGUGGAUGCAUGUUGAUGCGGCGUGGGGCGGAGGCCUGCUGAUGUCAGACAGACACAGGAUGAAACUACAGGGCAUUGAACGAGCGUGCUCCGUAACAUGGAAUCCUCACAAGAUGAUGGGAGUCCCUCUGCAGUGCUCUGUCAUACUGGUCAAGAAGAAAGGUCUCCUGCAGGAGUGUAAUGAGUUGGGGGCUGUGUACCUUUUCCAAACAGACAAACCCUACGAUGUGAGCUACGAUACCGGGGACAAGAGCAUCCAGUGUGGGCGACAUGUCGAUGCCUUUAAACUCUGGCUCAUGUGGAAGGCAAAGGGCUCGGAGGGGUUUGGAUCUCAGGUCAACAAAUGUCUGGAAAAUGCUGAGUACCUGUACGAUCAGCUGCAGAGGAGGACAGACUUUGAGCUGGUCUUCAGAUACAAACCGGAGCACAGCAACGUGUGUUUCUGGUACAUCCCUCCCAGCCUCAGUGAGCUUCCUCGUGGACCAGAGAGAGACACGAGACUCCAUCAGGUGGCCCCUCGGAUCAAAGGCAGGAUGAUGGAGAAGGGCUCUGUUCUGAUUGGCUAUCAGCCGCUGGGGGACAAAGUGAAUUUCUUCAGGUGUGUGUUCUCCAACCCUGCCACACAGCCGGAGGACGUCGACUUCCUGCUGGACGAGAUCGCCUGGCUGGGUCAUGACCUUUGACCUCUGAGCUCUGACAGGACUGUGUGGUCUCAGCUCUGUUCAGGUUGAUAUAAAGGAAACAGGAGACGUUGUUUCCCUGCAGCAGUAGUGUACAGUUUAUACAGUCUGGGUACAUGGUGAAAUGGACUUCCAGCUUAACUUUGUAAUUAAAUCAAAGCUGUUCCAUGUGAUUCAAGUUUUUCUAACAAACAAAUCUGUUCACACUUCUUCCUGUUUACACUGUGAGUCACUGCUGUCGGAGGCCCAUCUGCUCUGUUUACUUAUCAUUUAACCCUAUUAUUUUGAUUUUCUAAUUUUAAUUUUCUAAUUCCAUUUUUUGUGACUUGUUUAUCAAGUUGUUGCUAAAACCUUCCCAUGAUUGCUCGCUUUUUCUCUUUUAUGAAUAUAUCUCUGUGUAGCGGGAUCCUGGGGGACCACAGUCAGUCUUGUUUCAUGUUUUUAUUGUUAAUAGUUUAACACAUACAUACUACUAAGGCACUCUGUCAGUCAUUUUAGAAACAUAGGGGUGCUUCUCAUUCUGCUUCCUUCCCUCCCCUCCUCACAAGAUCUGACAAUCUUCAAUUCCUUUUAAUGCACCUCCAGGAGAGAGGGAGAAGCAGAGAGUGAUGCAGGGGAUGCUGGGAUAUCCCCCAGUUGCAUUGUUAAACAUUACUGCAGUUUUAA
Molecule: messenger RNA, 2465 nt
Organism: Labrus mixtus (cuckoo wrasse)
Lineage: Eukaryota; Metazoa; Chordata; Actinopteri; Labriformes; Labridae
Gene: gad3
Product: glutamate decarboxylase 3
Exons: 16
Coding region: 186-1802 (538 amino acids)
Biological process (GO): carboxylic acid metabolic process
Cellular component (GO): cytoplasm
Molecular function (GO): carboxy-lyase activity; pyridoxal phosphate binding
Source: RefSeq, a predicted model, not a curated record